ACUGUCGCAAACGGGCUCCCAGUUCCUUACGACACUUGGAAAUCAGAUGCCGUAAAGUGUUUUGUCUGUACACAUGGUCCAGUAUGGAGGCUAAACCGAGAAAGAAGUCAUUUACGCCUAGAGACGGAAAGAAAACAUCAUUCAAGUCGAAAGGUAAACCUGGAGGAAAACCACAAGGCAAACGGCCAUUUAAACCUUACAACACAGACAAAGCAAAGGGUUUUAAAAAAUCAGGGGGAGAUGGAGGACCAAAGAAAUUCAACAGAGCACCAACAGAUGGAAAGUUCGCAAAGAAGAGAAAAUACCCUGGAGAUAGAAGCCAACAGGACGAAGGCUCUGAAGGGAAGAAACCUAAAUGGGAUGAAUUCAAACAGAAGAAGAAAGAGUUAAAGCAGAAUCGUCAACAGAACGAAAAAAAGGACAGUUACCAGAUUGUAAACAGAGCCAAACAAGUGUGGGAAAUUGUAAGACGGAAAGAUUGUGACAAGCAAAAGAGGGCCAAACUGAUGAAAGAACUACAGGAUCUUGUGAAGGGAAAAAUUAAAACAAUUGCAUUUGCUCAUGAUUCCACACGAGUGCUUCAGUGUUUUAUUCAGUUUGGCAGUGAGAAGCAGAGGCAGGAGGUCUUUGAUGAACUCAAAGAGCAUAUUGUGGAUUUGAGUAAAUCGAAAUAUGCCAGAAACAUUGUGAAGAAGUUUCUAAUGUAUGGGAGUAAACAGCAGGUGGCGGAAGUGAUGUUGGCUUUUAAGGGGAAGGUCAGACAGAUGCUCAGGCACUCCGAGGCGUCUUCAGUAGUUGAGUAUGCUUACAAUGAUAAGGCCAUCCUCUCCCAGAGACUCAUGCUCACUGAGGAACUCUAUGGAAACACAUUCCAAGUCUGCAAGUCCUCAAUUUGUCCUACAUUAGAGAAGGUUUUGGAAGCAAAUCCAGAGAAAAUGGAGGGCAUCAUGGAUGAAAUGAAGCAGAUCCUCACACCAAUGGCACAGAAAGAGGCCGUCAUUAAACAUUCAUUGGUCCACAAAGUUUUUCUGGAUUUCUUUGAGCAUGCUCCUGCCAAACAGAGAACGGAGAUGAUCGAGUCCAUCAGAGAAGCGGUUGUGUACAUGGCACACACACAUGAUGGAGCCAGAGUGACCAUGCACUGUUUAUGGCACGGCACACCAAAGGACCGCAAAGUUAUAGUAAAAACAAUGAAAUCAUACAUUGCAAAGUUUGCAAUGGGUGAAUAUGCUCAUCUUGUCUUAUUGGCUGCAUUCGAUUGCAUUGAUGACACCAAGUUGGUUAAACAAAUUAUUAUCUCAGAAAUGGUUAGUUCCUUAUCUGACAUAAUCAGCAAUAAACAUGGUAAAAAAGUGCUGCUUUACCUUCUGAGCCCAAGAGACCCUGCACACAUCUUACCCGAGAUCAUUCAGGUGCUUGAGAAAGGUGACCACAAUGCACACAGUAAGAAGGAUGUAGCAAUCAGGAAGAAGGAGCUGCUGGAAGCCGUGUCUACUCCUCUGCUGACGUACCUGUGUGAGAACGCUCAGUCAAUGGUGAUGGAUAAAGCAAGCUGUGUGGCUGUGAGUGACAUCCUGGGGGCCGCCAUUGGAGAUCUCAGACCUGCCAUGGAGGCUGUGGCGGCUCUGGCAGCCGGGCCCCUCGUACCAGGUGGAAAAGAUGGCCAGCUGCAUAUGGCAGAACACCCUGCUGGUCACCUGGUGUUGAAAUGGUUGAUCGAGCAGGAUGCUAAGAUGAAGGAGGCAGCAAGAGAGGAGUGUUUUUCCAGGAUUCUUCUGGAGAAAGUGGGGUUGGAGAACCUCAAGACGUGGGCUUCAGUCAACCGUGGUGCCAUUGUUCUUUGUUGCCUUCUCCACAGUGCAGAUGAAAGUGUUGCUGAAGAAGUGAAAGUUAUGCUGAAAUCCAUCCUUCCUGAACUACAGAAGGUCCAGAACUCUAAAGGAGUGGAGGUUCUGCUAGAAAAACUGGCUUAAAAAAAAGAUUAUUCUCCCAAUUCCAUGUUUUAUUUCUUUCUUCUGGAUUUUUAAUUGUGAAUUUAUAUGCUGAUGUAUGUAAAUACAAAAUACACAAGAAUA
Ctenopharyngodon idella (grass carp) is the source of this 2075-nucleotide messenger RNA. RefSeq names its product pumilio RNA-binding family member 3 (gene pum3). Gene Ontology annotation, molecular function: mRNA binding. Bases 84 to 1973 code for a protein of 629 amino acids. Gene Ontology annotation, biological process: regulation of translation. Gene Ontology annotation, cellular component: nucleolus. NCBI's taxonomy places the organism in Eukaryota, Metazoa, Chordata, Actinopteri, Cypriniformes, Xenocyprididae. The record is from RefSeq and is a predicted model, not a curated record. The transcript has 18 exons.